Messenger RNA from Neofelis nebulosa (Clouded leopard), 5320 nucleotides. RefSeq names its product mitogen-activated protein kinase kinase kinase 13 (gene MAP3K13). Gene Ontology annotation, biological process: JNK cascade; protein autophosphorylation. The transcript has 16 exons. The record is from RefSeq and is a predicted model, not a curated record. Gene Ontology annotation, molecular function: JUN kinase kinase kinase activity; protein homodimerization activity; ATP binding. Bases 2229 to 5294 code for a protein of 1021 amino acids. NCBI's taxonomy places the organism in Eukaryota, Metazoa, Chordata, Mammalia, Carnivora, Felidae.
AACAACAAAGGAAAAGGAAAAGACAAGCAAAUUAUUUAAAACACAAAUUUUGCUACUCUGCCCUGUUGCAAAUGGGGUAUUAACCACCUCUGCUUCCAGAUCCUAAUCUGUAAAGUGGGGAUAACAGUAUGUUUUUAAACUGGAAGUAUCUCCCAGGGUUGUUGUAAAGAUUAAAUUGAUUAGGUAAAGUGUUCAGAACAAUGUCUGGCUUAAUAUACAUUAGCUAUUACUGUUUUUGAUUAAGAAAUUUCAAGACUAACCAUAGAAGAAAAAAGAGGUCUGAGCAGAAUACAUCAAUAUGGGAGUCAUUAGGACAAAGGAGGUCAAGAAGAGAAAGCCCUGAACAACAACAAUGACAACAAAGGGCUCUGAAUAUACUUUCCAUAAUUUGUGAAAAUGAAACUAUAUCCUAGAAGCCAAAACACUUCUUUUUACAUUUAAGAGUUUACUGUUUGGUAGGUAACAUCACAUAAAAAUCUUUGCAUUGAAUGGCUUAUAUUUUUUAUUUUCCAAAAUGAAAAUAACCUUAUUGGAAUCUUUUUGGUUAUAAAUAUAUGUGUGCCAAAAUAUAUUAAAAAUCAUAAAAGGUGUUCUUAAAAUCCCCUCCCUUGCCUGAGAUGUGUUGUUUUUACUAAUAUGCUUUAAGACAUCUGUCCAUAUUGCAUUGCGUCUUUUAUUUAUUUUAUUUUUUAUUUUUAUUUUGAGAAAGAAAGAGAGCAUGAGUGGAGAGGAGCAGAGGGAGAGGGAGAAAGAGAGAAUCUUAAGCAGGCUUCACGCCCAGUGCAGAGCCCAACCUCACAACUGUGAGAUCAUGACCUGAGCUGAAAUUAGAGUCAGAUACUUAGCCGACUGAGCCACCCAGGUGUCCCUAUACUGCACCACUUUUUUUUUUUUUUUUUAAGUUUUAUUUAUUUUUGAGACAGGGAGAGACAGAGCAUGAACAGGGGAGGAUCAGAGAGAGGGAGACACAGAAUCUGAAACAGGCUCCAGGCUCUGAGCUGUCAGCACAGAGCCCGAUGCAGGGCUUGAACUCACGGACCGAGAGGUCAUGACCUGAGCUGAAGUCGGCUGCUUAACCGACUGAGCCACCCAGGCGCCCCUGCACCACUUUUAAAGAAAGCAUUUUGGAAUGUAAAGGUUAGGAAAUAAUUAUGAAUUGUUUAUGUUACAUAACUAAUAUUUCUAAACUAAUAGCAAAAGUUUUUGUUUUUUUUUUUCCUUUUUGCUAACUAGAUGGGAAUAGGGACGUGGAGAUGGAAGGGGGAAUGCUUGAGAGCAUUAAAUUUGAUUAAGUUUUCUUUCUUCCCUGCCUCUCGCCAUCACAUUUUUAUUCCAACUUCCUCUGAAAAAUCAGGGCCACAGUUAGACAUUGAAUUACUAUCCCAUUCAUUGUUCUUCCUAACUAGACGUAGGUAGGGACAGGAAACAUUGUGAGCUUGGGCAAGAGGAACAAUUCAAUGGCUUCUAAUUCUAUCCUGUAACUAUUGUGAUGUCAUACUAAUGGAUUAAAAUUCUUUAAGAAACCUGUAAUGAGAAGAUUCCAGGCACUAUUAUAAAAUGGUAGAGAAAUAGUCUAGGGACAAUGUUCAAAUGCAGUGAUUCCUCUCCUGAACUUUCCCUGAUAGUCUUUCCCCAUUCACUCUACCCUUCAUCUCGACUUCUGAGACACUGACAAGUUCUAUAGAAACUCAGAUUGUGAAAUGUUUCAUUUUUAUCUAUCCUGAACCAAUUUUUGACAGCAGGAUAGAUGACUGGGCUAAAAUCCUAGGCAACAUUUAAUGUACUUUCAUCUUCUGAAAAUGAGGGAGAGAAGAGCCAAGGGUGAAACUAAGAGGUGUGGGGAAAAUUUUUGUUGGGGAAGUCUUUUGUUUCUGUUCUAAAUCAUCCCCACUGUUACUUAUGACCCUAUUGAUUAUUGGUGGUUUCGAGUUAGUUUCAUGAUUGCCACACACUGGAAAAGGCAGCGUGUCCAAAGCCUUACACAAUAAAUCUGAGAUAACUCCCUCUCAGUGAAACUAAUGCUACAAAUUACAGAAAUACAGUAGCUCAGAAGAGAAAGAAGCUUGGGGAUGUGGAAGAAGAUGAAGCAGCAUAACAUUUUAUCUUGCCAAGAACAGAAUUCGGGAUCCACUUUUACUCUUAGGUUUUGGAGCCCUCUCUUGCAUCAGAAUUCUGUCCUCCUAAUCCUCUGAGUGUCAUCUCAGGAUCCUGGGCACACUCAUGGCACGAUGGCCAACCCUCAGGAGCACCUGAGCUGCUCCUCUUCCCCACACUUACCCUUGAGUGAAAACAGAACCUUCAAUGGACUACAAGAUGAGCUCACACCUACGGGGAGCCACCCUUCACCCAAGCUUCUUAAGGACCCGCAGGAAAAGGGGGGAGUACACGCAGAGCUAACCGAGAACAUGAACAGCCCCAUCACCACAACAGUGUUGACGAGUGUGAGCGAAGAUUCCAGGGACCAGUUUGAGAACAGCGUUCUUCAGCUAAGGGAACAAGAUGAAUUGGAAAUGGCCGUGUCUCAGGGGAACAGCAACACCACGGACAGAGAGAGCACAAGUGGAACCGAAGACAUCAAGAUUCAGUUCAGCAGGUCGGGUAGCGGCAGUGGUGGGUUUCUGGAAGGACUAUUUGGAUGCUUGAGGCCUGUAUGGAAUAUCAUUGGCAAGGCAUAUUCCACUGAUUACAAAUUGCAGCAGCAAGAUACUUGGGAAGUGCCAUUUGAGGAGAUCUCAGAGCUGCAGUGGCUGGGUAGUGGAGCCCAAGGAGCUGUCUUCUUGGGCAAGUUCCGAGCGGAGGAGGUGGCCAUCAAGAAAGUGAGAGAACAGAAUGAGACGGAUAUCAAGCAUUUGAGGAAGUUGAAGCACCCUAACAUCAUCGCUUUCAAGGGUGUUUGUACUCAGGCCCCAUGUUACUGCAUCAUCAUGGAAUACUGUGCCCACGGACAACUCUAUGAGGUUUUGCGAGCUGGCAGGAAGAUCACACCCCGAUUGCUAGUGGAUUGGUCUACAGGAAUUGCAAGUGGAAUGAAUUAUUUGCACCUCCAUAAAAUUAUUCACCGUGAUCUCAAAUCACCUAAUGUUUUGGUGACUCACACAGAUGCAGUAAAAAUUUCAGAUUUUGGUACAUCUAAGGAACUCAGUGACAAAAGUACCAAGAUGUCCUUUGCUGGCACAGUCGCAUGGAUGGCACCAGAGGUGAUACGCAAUGAACCUGUCUCUGAAAAAGUCGAUAUAUGGUCUUUUGGAGUGGUGCUUUGGGAGCUGCUGACAGGAGAGAUCCCUUACAAAGAUGUGGACUCUUCAGCCAUCAUUUGGGGUGUUGGAAGCAAUAGCCUACACCUUCCAGUUCCUUCCACUUGCCCUGAUGGAUUCAAAAUCCUUAUGAAACAGACAUGGCAGAGUAAACCUCGCAACCGGCCUUCUUUCCGACAGACGCUCAUGCAUUUAGACAUCGCUUCUGCUGAUGUUCUUGCCACCCCACAAGAAACCUACUUCAAGUCUCAGGCUGAAUGGAGAGAAGAGGUGAAAAAACACUUUGAGAAGAUCAAAAGUGAGGGAACCUGUAUACACCGAUUAGAUGAAGAACUGAUUCGGAGGCGCAGAGAAGAGCUCAGACAUGCUUUGGAUAUUCGUGAACACUAUGAGAGAAAACUUGAGCGGGCUAAUAAUUUAUACAUGGAACUGAGUGCCAUCAUGCUGCAGCUGGAAAUGCGGGAGAAGGAGCUCAUUAAGCGUGAGCAAGCAGUAGAAAAGAAGUACCCUGGAACUUACAAACGACACCCCGUCCGUCCAAUAAUCCACCCCAACGCCAUGGAGAAACUCAUGAAGAGGAAAGGUGCGCCUCAUAAAUCAGGGAUGCAGACCAAACGGCCAGAUCUGUUGAGAUCUGAAGGUAUCCCCAGUAUGGAGGUGGCUCCCGCCGCAUCCCCUUUGUCUGGAAGUCCCAAAAUGUCCACCUCAAGCAGCAAGAGCCGAUAUCGGAGCAAACCCCGCCACCGCCGAGGGAAUAGCAGAGGCAGCCAUAGUGACUUUGCAGCGAUCUUGAAAAACCAGCCAGUGCAAGAAAAUUCACCCCAUCCCACUUAUGUACACCAAGCUCAAUCCCAGUACCCUUCUUCCCAUCACCAUAAUCCUCUGCAGCAGCAAUACCAGCAAUGCCCUCCUGCCGUGCCUCAGAGUCACCAUCCCAGACUCAACAUGCACGGACAGGACAUUGCAACCUGCGCCAACAACCUGAGGUAUUUUGGCCCAGCAGCAGCCCUGCGGAGCCCACUCAGCAACCAUGCUCAAAGACAGAUGCCUGGCUCUAGCCCUGACCUCAUCUCCACAGCCAUGGCGGCAGAUUGCUGGAGAAGUUCUGAGCCUGACGAGGGCCCAGCUGGCCCCUGGGGCUGUUGUCAGGCUGACCCUUAUGACCCCUGCCUCCAGUGCAGGCCAGAACGGUGUGGUUCCUUAGACAUACCCUCUGCUGAGCCAGUGGGGAGGAGACCCGACCUUUUCAAGUCACCAGCACACAAUCCCCUCUCGGAAAAUGCCCAGGGUUCUGAGAAAAUGGAAGAAAAUGAAUUCAAAGGCUGUAGGUCUGCAUCAUCCCUUGGCAUCCCUCAUCACGUCACCCCCGCAGUGCUACCUCGAAACACAAGGCCCCUGCAAAAGAGUGGAGAUGACUCCUCAGAAGAAGAAGAAGGGGAAGUAGAUAGUGAAGUUGAAUUUCCACGAAGACAGAGGCCCCAUCGCUGUAUCAGCAGCUGCCAGUCGUAUUCAACCUUUAGCUCUGAGAAUUUCUCUGUGUCUGAUGGAGAGGAGGGAAAUACCAGCGACCACUCCAACAGUCCUGAUGAGUUAGCGGAUAAACUGGAAGACCGCCUGGCGGAGAAGCUAGAUGAUCUGCUGUCCCAGACGCCAGAGAUCCCCAUUGAGAUAUCCUCGCAUUCAGAUGGGCUCUCUGACAAGGAGUGCGCCGUGCGCCGCGUGAAGACGCAGAUGUCUCUGGGCAAGCUGUGUGCGGAGGAACGUGGCUACGAGAAUCCUAUGCAGUUUGAAGAAUCGGACUGUGACUCUUCAGAUGGAGAGUGUUCUGAUGCCACAGUCAGGACCAAUAAACACUACAACUCUGCUACUUGGAGUAUUCUCAAGAAUUCAUGCAGAACACGUGGCUUGAGGGAAAGCCUUGGCAAGAUUCUUGGCCACACCAAAUCAAAACCCAGCAGAGGAUGCCCAACAGCAACGGUUCUGGUAAGAAAUGACGAGUUAGUCCUGUACGGUACAGGAUCCCAGAGAUGGUCAGUGUAGGUGCCAAGGUCCUGCUGUACUUGGAA